AUGGAGUUUCAUCUUGAACGCCCUUUCUCACACUCUCUCCUCCAUAACUCCGCCGACACGUUGCCCUCUUCUCUCUUCCUCCUCGAAUCCCAACACAUGCCUUCGUCCCAUUACUUGCAGAGAAUCAAGUCUUCUGCUUUUCGCCUCUCUGAUCGACGUCAGGCCAUUUCUUCGAUUUCCCAGUGUUCUAGACAAUUCCACGAUCCCUCUCUGACGUAUCUGGCGGUAAACUACCUGGACAGGUUCUUGUCUUGCCAGGGAAUGGCGCAGUCGAAGCCAUGGAUUGUGAGACUGAUAUCUCUCUCUUGCGUCUCUUUGGCUGUCAAGAUGAGGAAACCAGAGAGCUCUGUACAAAAUCUUCAGGUAGAGGGAGGUGUAAUAUUCAGUGCGAAGACGAUAGAGAGAAUGGAGAAUGUGAUAUUGGGAGCUCUCAAAUGGAGAAUGCGCUCUAUCACUCCCUUCUCCUUCUCUUCCUUCUUUCUCGAUCUCUUUGAGCCCAAAGACUCUCUUUCAAGACACGCCCUCAAAGCUCGGGCCCAUGAUCUUGUCUUCAAUCUUCAACAUGAGACUAUGUUCCUCGAGUUCAAACCAUCAGUGGUGGCAGCUGCUGCUCUUCUGGCCGCUUCUUCAGACUGUCCUCUGCAGUUCCCACGUUUCAGGAACACGUUCUCCCAAUGUUCAUAUGUAAAUAAGGAUGAGCUUAUGGAUUGUUACAACUCAAUGCAAGAGAAUGUGACUGAGGAAGAAAACGAGGGAAGCACAGAUACGGCCAUGAAUGUGCUUGACCAGCAAUUUUUAAGCUCUGAAAGCGACAAGAGUGUCACUGCUGCAGAUUCUCCGCCAAAGAGGAGGAAGACUAGUAGUGUGGCCGAUGUUAGAAACCGAGCAGCCUCUCCAAUUCGAUGAGAAGUGAUCAAACGGGCAAGACGGGUCUCGGGUUUCUGUUUCAGUUGUCGUGUUCCAUAUCUCAGUUUGGUUAACAGGGUUAUUAGCUCUCCUUGCUUCUCUAGCGCUUGUCACCAUUGAC
This is a messenger RNA of Tarenaya hassleriana, 1027 nucleotides long. Its product is annotated as putative cyclin-D6-1. NCBI's taxonomy places the organism in Eukaryota, Viridiplantae, Streptophyta, Magnoliopsida, Brassicales, Cleomaceae. Gene Ontology annotation, cellular component: cytoplasm; cyclin-dependent protein kinase holoenzyme complex; nucleus. The record is from RefSeq and is a predicted model, not a curated record. Gene Ontology annotation, biological process: regulation of cyclin-dependent protein serine/threonine kinase activity; mitotic cell cycle phase transition. Gene Ontology annotation, molecular function: cyclin-dependent protein serine/threonine kinase regulator activity.